This is a messenger RNA of Spizellomyces punctatus DAOM BR117, 1522 nucleotides long. RefSeq lists its product as uncharacterized. Bases 480 to 1421 code for a protein of 313 amino acids. The record is from RefSeq and is a predicted model, not a curated record. NCBI's taxonomy places the organism in Eukaryota, Fungi, Chytridiomycota, Chytridiomycetes, Spizellomycetales, Spizellomycetaceae. The transcript is spliced from 6 exons.
AUAUGCUUUUAACAGCAAAAGGGCCCUUGUUUGGAAAAACGUGUGAUUCUGUGUCGUUGACAAGGUUCGACGGUAUUUGUCAUAUUGACGAGCCUUCUUGGAGCGUUGAUUUUUGGUGGAGUUGUCCAAGUGUUCCAUCUGCAAAAAGAUCACUGUAACUAACUCGCACUCGUCGUCGUCGUCGUCGUCGUCGGCCGGUCGUCGUCGCCGUUCGAGUACCGCGGUAGCAAGUCGUUUGCAAGCAAGCGAAACCCGAUAGCAAUCUACCCAAUUCCGUUAAACAAAACUGUUGGCCCAAAAAAUUUCGUAAAUUUCGAUUUCAAAAGGGCUGCAAUAUCGGACCGACCAAACUCAUCGGGGCUCCGAACGGACGUUUAUCUUUUUCAUCCCCAAGUGUUUUUGCAUAUAAAACCAUUGCAGCAUCUUGUUUGGAUUCCGCUUCUUUUUCUACAAACAUCUCAUAUAUAGGAAUAACAAUCAUGGUCUUUGGCUGGCUUUAUGGCAAAACGUUUUCUACGGACGAUAUUCCAAACCUCGAUGGUAAGGUCGCCAUCAUUACAGGAGGAACAGCUGGGCUGGGUAUGGCUUCUGCCAUCGCUAUGGCUCAAAAGGGCGCACAUGUCAUCAUCACCGCUCGAUCAGAGAGCAGAGGCAAAGAAGCGGUUCAAAAGAUUAUCGAGGCUUCCAACAGCUCCAAGGUGGAAUUUGGUGUGAUGGACAAUGGGGAUCUCCAGUCUGUCCGAGCAUUUGCGGAAUGGUACAAGCAAAAAUCCCUUCCUAUCCACAUUCUCCUCCUCAACGCUGGAAUCGCUUAUACGCCCUACAACUCUAUAAGCGGAAUCGAAGGCCAAUUUUACAUCAACCAUCUGUCACACUUCUACCUUACUGAACUCCUCCUCCCAAUCGUUAAAACGUCUGGACCCGCCCGCGUUGUCACCAUUUCAUCCCGCGGGAUUGACCUAGUAUGGUCAAAACCGGAUUGGGAACAGGAUAUCCAUGUAUCAAAAGAAAAAUAUGACAAUGUCCGAGCGUAUGGGCUCUCCAAGCUUGCGAAUCUCCUCUUUGUCAAGGAAUUGACCAAAAGGCUCGGUCCCGACUCGCAAAUCUAUGCCAACAGUUGCCACCCCGGCGUCAUUGCCACGAACAUUACCAACCGAAGCUGGUACGCCGGAGGCUACACUGAGAAAGUCAUUCAAUUUGGACUAGGAACUGUGAUGGGGAAUACAGCGGACAAAGGGGCGUUGACGCAGUUAUAUUUGGCGACAAGCGAGGAGGUGGAGACCCAAAACAUUCGGGGCAAAUACUUUUGGCCGACUGCAAAGGAGAAACCAAUGACGGGCUACACGGCCGAUGAGAAACUCCAAACAGACCUAUGGGAUAUUAGUGAGCGUCUAGUAAAAGAGCUGUUGGAAAAGAAAUGAGCCCAUCAUGUACAUAAGCAAAAGUCAUGGCUAAUUCUGCCGUUAGUUACUUUUAAUACCAAUUUGUUAUAAAUAAACCACUGCCGUUCUCCUCUCUAGCG